Messenger RNA from Lepisosteus oculatus (spotted gar), 9381 nucleotides. RefSeq names its product nucleoporin 214 (gene nup214). Lineage: Eukaryota; Metazoa; Chordata; Actinopteri; Semionotiformes; Lepisosteidae. The record is from RefSeq and is a predicted model, not a curated record. Gene Ontology annotation, biological process: protein import into nucleus; RNA export from nucleus. Gene Ontology annotation, cellular component: nuclear pore. Gene Ontology annotation, molecular function: protein binding; structural constituent of nuclear pore.
UGCUCUGUAGGGGGGCCAACUUCACGGAGCUCUGUAAGGAAACUAUUAGAAAAACAGCGCCACAUUGUGGACUAUUUUAGUAUUGUGAGUUUUCCAAGUGGUGUUUUAUUUUUAACCAUUUAGUUUUGUAUUACUUUAAUUUAUGUCAUAUAUUAGCACGUAGCAAGUAUUGUCACACACACACAAUAUGUAUUUUAGCUCAUCAGUUUAAAUUUUCUAACAACAUUUUCCUGAUACAUUCCACUGUAACUUUCCUGAGGAAUUCAAUUUUCCAGCCAGGACAAGAGGUUGAAAAGUUUUACACGCACAGAAACAGCUAAUGAAACACUUUUAAUUUUUUUAAUCAAUUUUAGUAAUGUUUAACACGACACCGUGACGGAUAAUACAGUAAAUUGAUUUUCUCAAGGGGAGGCGCCAUAGUUUUGAAUCUGUGACGUAAGACAUGCGACGGAUGUGUUGAUUCUCAGUCGCACUGAGACAGAAGCCAUGAUGGUGUCAGGAGAAUCAUGAAACUAUUGCGAAUUUGAGUUUCAGACUAAUUUGAAACUUAAUACAGUUGACUGUUUUUCUGCUAUUACAUUUAUUAAUUUACCGUUGCUUUUGCGGUGAUACAAAAUGAGCGACGAUUUGGACGCAAUUCCCGAAAGGGAAAUGAAGGAUUUUCAAUUUAGGCAGAUGAAGAAGAUCCGCAUUUUUGACACCCCAGAGGAGUUGCCGAAAGAAAGGUCUAACCUGCUUGCAGUUUCCAACAAGUAUGGGCUGACGUUUAUAGGCUAUGACACGGAGCUCAAAGUGUUCCAAACCUGUGACAUCGUUGCAGCAAACCGGAUUGAGGGCAAUCCCAACGAAAUAGUGGAGGGUGUAAAUGGUACAAGCGUUGCUCUGGAAUCUCCUGUGCACCAUGUGGCUCUGAGCUGUGAUGAGCUCACCCUGUCGGUGUGCACGCUGUCCGCUGAGGGGGGGGGGAAAUUGUCUUUCUUUGACGUCCGAACUCUGCUCAAUAAGGCCAGGCCAGAGAAGCUGCCGUUCACCAGCCUCAGGCCGGCCGUGCAGCCGGGGACCUCGGUGAAGGACCUGAAGUGGAACCCGGCCCUGCCCUCCCUCCUGGCGGCCUGCCUGUCCGACGGCAGCAUGCUGGUUCUGGAGGUCCUGGACAGUGCCAAGCUGCAGGCUCAGUUGCCCCCCACUGAGGGAAUCACAUGUGUCUGCUGGAGUCCCAAAGGCAAGCAGGUGGCUGCUGGAAAGAAAAAUGCCACUGUGACCCAGUAUUCCCCUACCCUGCAAGAGAAGAAAGUGAUCCCCUGUCCACAUUUCUACAGUUCUGACAAUCAAGCUAAAGUGCUGGAUGUGCUGUGGCUCAGUACCUAUGUGUUUGCUGUGGUGUACACGGCUGCCGACGAUGCCUUGGAGACUCCCCCAGACCUGGUGGUGGUCUCCCUUCCUAAAAAAGAUGAGAAGCGAGAGGAAAGGUACCUGAACUUCAACGAUAUUGUUUACGGGUCCUGCACCGAGAGACAGCACCAUUACUUCCUGAGCCACGUAGAAGACUGGGACAUAGUCCUAGCAGCAUCAGCAGCCUCCAUUGAAGUCAGCAUCAUCGCCAAGCAGGAUGACAAGACAAGCUGGGAACUGUGGCUGUUGGAGGAUGCCAGCAGGGCUGAACUUCCCGUGACGAUGAACAAUGACGACACCCUGCCCCUGGGGGUGGCCAUCGAUUACACCAGCCAGGAAGAGAUCCCUAUCAGUGAGGAGAAGACACUUCCUCCGGCCCCAAUCCUGAUGCUGUUGUCCACUGAUGGGGUUCUGUGCCCCUUCUAUCUCAUCAACCAGAACCCAGGGGUGAAGCAGCUGUGCACUGUGCCAGUCAGCCUGCCCGUGGAGGGCGAGAGGCAGCCCAGCGCCAGUGCUGGCUCUCCUCCACCUUACAGUGCAGGAAUACCAGCAGGACCCCCUGCGCUCAGGCCUCCAGCCUCGACCCCGGCUCCCACCUCUGUGCUGUUUGCCCCAGCCGGGCCCCCUGCUGCGGCUCCGGGCCCCGGUGGCGGUCUGGGCUCAGGGUUCUCCUUCGCGUCCGCCGCGCAGCUCCCCACAGCCCCCUCCGCCUUCUCUCUGGGCUCCCCGGCCUCCUGCAGACCGGGCCCGGCUGCCCCCUCGUCCGGAGCUGCAGGCUUCUCCUUCACCGCCGCGGCCCCCAGACCCCUGUCCUCGGCCCCCUCUGCCUCGGCCUUCUCCUUCAGCGCCCCCGCAGCGAAGCCCGCGGGCGAGAGACCCUCCGGGCCGCCAGUCGGCUCCUCGCCCCUGGGCGGCUUCAGGAGCGUCCCCGAGCCGGCCACGCCCGCGGUGAAGACGAACCUCAGUGAGAGGUUUUCGGCUGUGGACACUCCUGCCCCAGCAGCAGGGGGCCCUCAGCAGUUCUUCACCCCCGCGCCCAAGGCCAGCUUCCCGGGGCCGGUCAACCAGUCCACCCCAUUGCCAGGCUCCAGCAAGGCUGCCGCCAGCUCAGUCCCUGCCCGGCAAGCACAGACUUUCACACCCACGCCGGUGGUACAGAAGCCAAGCUCCUCUGCUCAGGCCCCAGUCAGAACAGCCACUCCUCAGCAGACCCCCGUCUCAGUCAAGACUCAGCUGGAGAAACAGCUGCAGCAGAGGAAGGAUUCUGACCCCAUCAUGACAGGAAUACUGGAGGAGAUCGCUCACUUCCAGAAGGAGCUGGAUGACCUGAAAGCUCGUACAGAGAAGGCGGAUUUCAGCGUGGGCAACCCAGGGCAGAUGAAGGAGCUGAGGAAUGAAUCGGAGGAUCUUCACACCUUCAUCCUGGAGAUCAAAGAGACGACUGAGUCUCUCCAUGGGGACAUCAGCACUUUAAAGACAAGCAUGCUGGAGGGAUUUGCGGGCGUAGAGGAAGCCAGAUCGCAGAAUGAGCUCAACAAGGAUCGGGAAUACUUGCAGCUGCUGUACAAGAAGCCUCUGGACCCCAGGAGUGAGGAGCAGUUGAAGGAAAUUCGGAGGUUGUACCAGUACAUCAAGUUUGCUGUGGAAGAUGUGAAUGGCGUCCUUGAUCUGGAGUGGGAGAAGCAGCUUGAGAAGAAGAAGAAACAGAAGCAUCUUGUCGUUCCGGAGAGAGAAGCUUUGUUCAAUGCCCUUGCCAACAACCUGGGCAUCAUCAAUCAGCAGAAGCAGAAGCUUGGCUUGCUGGUGAAAAGCUUGCAGGAUCUCAGGCUGUAUAGCAAGACCUCCCAGCGGAGCGUUUCUGGCCAGGCCUCGCCGCAGCCCACUGUGCAGGGAUUGGAUAAUGAACUGGAGAGUUUGCGCCGUGCCCUGCUGAAAGCCAGUUUAGAAACCAGCCCCAAAGCACCUUCCAAAUCUCCAGCUAAAAUGUCUCCGGUGAAGCAGUCCCAGCUGAGAAAUUUCCUUUCCAAGAGGAACACCCCUCCUGUUCGAUCCACAGCUCCAGCAAACCUGUCCAGGUCAGCCUUCCUCUCGCCCAAGUAUUUCGAGGAUCUGGAUGACGUCAGCUCCACCUCCUCGCAGUCCCAAGCCCUGGAGCCCGAAGACCCGCAGGCGGAGGAGCUGGAGGAGAGCCCCCUGUCUGUGCCGCGACACCCUGCUGUGGUGCGCACGCCCUCCAUCCAGCCCGGCUUCACCGCCCAGUCCACCCCCUUCAGCAAGGUCCACGCGGGCCUCGGGCCGGGCCCUGUCCCUGGUCCUGCCUCCAUCCUCAGCCCAGUGCCGACUCCUAAGAUCAGUGCUGGGGGUGCGGACAGCACGGCUCUCGCCACGAAGACCGUGAAGCACGGCGCGCCGCCGGCAGACAGGGGCCUGGCGGUCCUGGUGCCGGCCCAGCAGGCAGCUGCCGCGGCCGCCCUGCGCAGACAGAUGGCCAGUCAGAAACCAGCCGUCAGCACAUCCCUCACAGAGUCCACUCUGAAGAACGUCCCGCAGGUGGUGAAUGUCCAGGAGCUGAAGGACAAAGGCCCAGCCCCGCCUGUGUCAACGGUCAUCAGCUCAUCUGUUCCAGCUCCAGCUGCUCAGGUUGUCCAGCAGGUAUUGGCAACGGUGGCAACAAACCAGGCAAAACGGACUCAGAAUUCAUCCCAAAAUACACUGAAGGCUGCAGGCCCAACAACUGGCAGUUUAACCUCUCUACAGUCUGGCUUUGUUUUUGGUGGGUCUGUGAAAAAUGAAACCCCAGCGGCCCUCCCUGCUUCCAGUUCUGUCCCCAUCCUCGGAGAGCAAACCAGUAAAACAUUCUCCUUCUCUUCCGCUGCGUCUGGUGGCGGAUUUGGGUUCUCUUCUCUCAACGCUUCUUCAGCUGCUACAACUCAAGGAAGUGGGAACUCUCAAGGAAAGGACGCGAGCCAGCUGAGUAAGUUUUCCUUCGGAACCGGCACAGCGAAGAUGGUGUUUGGGUCCGGAGGAGAGGGCGCUUUCUCUUUCGCCCCCAAACCCGCCCCUUCGGCCGCUGCCAGAUCCACCCCCACGGCCGGCGUCGGCGGGGAGCCUUCGCUCGGCAGCAAGCCGGCCCCGCCCACAGCUGGCAGCAAGCCAGAGGCCCAGCCCUCCAAGUCGGGGAAUGGGCUUUUCCAGCCCACGGUGGGCGGGGAGACGCUCGGGAGCUUCUCGGGCCUCCGCGUCGGCCAGGGAGACGAAGAAGCGAAAGAAGCACCCAAGGGCGGCAGUGCAGGGUUCAGCUUCGCCCAGGUGGAAGCGGAGCCCCCUGCGGGCAACGUGGCCGACUUCAGUUUCGGAAGCACGUUCCAGAUGGGGAAACCUGCAGAUUCUGCCUCCAAGGAAGCCGUUUCCUCCGCUGCUGCCGAUACUCCUGAGGCCGUGGGUGCCGUGUUUGGGAAUGUCCAGGCCGCCGGCCUCUUACCUUCAUCUGGAGUGUUCAAGCCAGCGGAACCGGCGGGGCCCGGUCCUGCCAAACCGGCUCUCUCGUUUAGUCAGCCGAGCGGCACCUCUGCAGCGCCCCCUGCUGCUGUCACUUCUUUCAGCAGCCUCCUCGUCUCCUCCCCAGCGGCCCCAGCUCACGGCAGCAGUGGGGAAGCAGCCAGGCCCUCUGCAGCAGGAACAGAGCCUCCUGCGGCGGCGGAGCCCGUGAAGCCCGUCGCACCGCAGGGCGCGGACCGUGAGGGCUCAGUCUCCCUGCCUGCGAAACCUGCUCCUGUGGACGGCGGCGUCCCAUCGUCGGCCCCGGCUCUGCCUGCUGACGAGACCCGGGUCGUGACAGCCCCUGAAAAGCUGCCUGCUGCUCCUAAGGAGCCCGCUGCUCUCUCUGCUGCUCCUCCUCCAGCAGCUCCAGCGGCUUCUCCCACUCCGGUUUCCACAGCGCCUGGCGCCCCUCCAUCAGAGGGAGCCCCAGCCUCCAGUGCCAGUCCUGCCGCUCAGAGCUCUCCUUCGCCGGCGCCUCUGCCACAGCAGCCUUCUCUGUUUGGGCAGCCCCCCAGCUCCGACAGGCCGGGCUCCAUCUUCACUCAGACUCCGGUCAGCACCCAGGGCACCACCUUGGGGGUUUCUAGUUUGUCCCAGGCCGUAACCACAGUCGCCUCGCCCGCUGCCCCAACCCCGACCUCAACGCCGGCCGCCACCGCGGUGACCGCUUCUAUCUUCGGACAGCCCCCCGCGGCCACCACCUCGGCGCCACCGGCCCCCUCUGGGUUUGGCUCCUCGGGUUUUGAUGCCGGGUUUGGGAAGCCCGUGUUCGGGCAGACGGCGGGCUUUGGGCAGCCGGCCAGCGGCUCGGCCAGCACCUUCAGCUUCGGACAGGCCGCCUUCGGGUCGAGCCCCGCCUUUGGGCAGCCAGCUGCGUCUGCACCAGCGUCCAGCAGCGGUGGGAUCUUCGGGUCGGCCAGCACCAGUAGCGCCAACAGCUUCUCCUUUGGGCAGCUGGCCGUGAGCAGUGCCAGCAGCACCGGGGGCAGCCUCUUCGGCCAGAGCGGCGCUCCCGCCUUUGGGCAGAGCUCGACGUUCGGCCAGUCCUCCGCCGUGUUUGGAAGCAACACCACAACGACCUCUUCCACCGGCUUCGGCUUCGGGCAGUCUUCAGGUUUUGGCAACGCGCCCAGUACUUCCGUGUUCGGCCAGCCGCCCAGUGGCAGUAGCGUCUUUGGCCAGCAGCAGUCUUCCACUGGAGGGGGGCUUUUUGGAUCAGGAAAUAACAGCAGCUCUGUGGCCGGGGGAGGGGCGGGUGGAGGGGGCGGCUUCUUCAGCGGCCUGGGGGGCAAACCCAGCGAGGACGCCGCCAAUAAAAACCCAUUCGGGUCGACUUCCUCCGGAGCCUUCGGUCAGGCCAGUCAAGCAGGAACCAGCAGCCUGUUCGGGAACAGCGGAGCCAAGACCUUUGGCUUUGGAAGCUCUUCAUUUGGGGAGCAGAAGCCAAGUGGGACCUUCAGCACAGGAGGGGGGACUGUGGCGGCACAGGGUUUCGGCUCUUUCUCCACUCCGGCCAAAACAGGUGGGUUUGGGGGCACUCCAGUGUUCGGCAGCCCUCCCUCCUUCGGGGGAUCCCCAGCUUUCGGAGGGGCGCCAGCAUUCGGCUCCGCCCCAGCUUUCAGCAGCCCCCUGGGUUCCACCGGAGGCAAAGUUUUCGGGGAGGGGACGGCAGCGGCCAGCGUCGGAGGAUUUGGCUUCGCUUCAGCUUCCAAUGCUCCGAGCUUCAGCAGUCUGGCUGGUCCGUCUUCCUUUGGCUCCCUGGCUCAGCAGGGCUCCGGGUUUGGAGCCCAGAGCUCCGGCUUCUCUGGGUUCGGAUCCUCAGGAGGAGCUUUCACUGGCAGCGGGUUUGGAUCCACCAAUCAAUCUUCUUCUCAAACAUUCGGCAGUUGGAGAAGCUAGUUUUUUAGGAAGCUGCUGUGAUCCCAAGCGUGCACCUCUGCCCCACUUCUGCAAUCAAGCUUUUUUAAAAGUGUGCUCGUGGCACCUAGUCAACUCAUAACUCUCUCUCGGUCUGCAAGCCGCCAGUUGGUGUGAUCCUGCAGGAUUGCUCUGUGCACCACAAAACAAAUGUAAAAGAGUGUAUUUGAGUGCAAGGGUGUCCGUGUUUAUGUUUGUGUGGGUUCAGCCAUUUUUUCUUUCUUUGCCUCAUCUACAAGGAGAUCAGUCCAAAGAAGACUAUUAGAAUUUGUUAAUCUUGGGUCACUGAGCUUCGCGCGAUUGUUGAGCUGUCAUGGCUGAUGCUCUUCGAUGUCGGCGGGUCAUGAAUUCUGAUCCCAGUCUUGGCCUGUGGGUUUAGGAUGGUUUAAAAAAAAAAGAAAGCACAGCAAGUUUCCAGCUCUAAUGUUACUGUCCUCCUGUCACACGAUCAGGGUUUGAUCUUUCACUGUGCCCACAUGGGAAUGCAGGCAGAUUACAGCUGGAAGCAGUUCCUCCAAAGCCAGGAGAGAAAAACCAUAAGUAGAUUAAUUAAUUGUAAUGGCAUCACACAUUCCAUUGUACACAUUUCCCACCCUCGGGUUCCCCAGAACAUGGCUGUCACCUCUAUGACCUGAACCUCAAUGACACCUACACUACGUCCGUAUUUGUUCCGUCAGAAAAGUAAUCUUGGAGAGGUUGAAAUGCUCUCCUUCAACCUUUCAUUUGUAAUGCAUACUUGACAGUUUGGUUUGUGUGCUUUUUAGUGUGUGGUUCUUUCUGUUUAGAAUAUCAUAUAUGCACACACUGUUUCCAAAAUCCCUCCUGAAAGUAGGAUUCUUCACAGUGACAGGAAAUGAUACCAGAAAGUAGAUUCGAGUUUCCACAUCAUAGUUUAAAAAUGGCCAGGAGGCCUAGAGUACAGCUCCAUUACUCCUGUUUGAAUUUUAUAUUUUCAGUCAAGCAUGACCUGUUUCAGUGCUUAAAGAGCAAGUACAAGCAUUAUAGCAAGUCAUUUGUCCCCAUGUAUUGACGAGUUCAUACAUUUGCUUUUUAACAUACAGGGAUUAUCAUUUUUUGCCGCAGUUGUCACUUUGCUAAUUUUGCAUGUAGGUUGUCUUCUAACAAGACAAUAAAUAUAUGAACAGUUAAAAACAUGAGAAUGAGCAGUAGAGCAUUAUGGUUUUACAAUAUAAUUUAUAUUUACAUCUAAAAGAAUGUUUUUUAAUGGUGUUAUUUUAGUUAUAUUAAACAGUUAACAUUGAACCACAAGAUCAAUGUGUGUGUUUAAUAUUGCCUUCCAAUUUAUUGCCGUUUUGGCAGUACAUUGGGGAAAGGGGGGACACUGAUUGGAGUGAGGUUGUAAACUGCAGAAUUCCAGCAGGAGAAGCUAAUUUAAUAAAUUGUUCAUUUCUUGAUAGUAAAUGGAGAGAUGUUCUGCUUGAAGCUUAUGGGAUAUUUCAGUCUAAACAGAAAAAGACAAUCACACAGGGCAAACAGAAAUAUGACAUGGGAAUGGAGUGACAAAACAAUGCUAAUUUUAUAAGAGUCCUUAAAAUAUUAUUAAGCUUAAAACAAAACUUGAGUUCAGUAGCUGUUAGGCAUAGUCACGUGACUGUCACGUUUUUGGAUGUUCUUCUGUGAUGACAGUACAGAGAUGCUAAAAGGAUUUUUGGUUUUAAAUUCUUAUUUAAUUUCCCCUUGAGGAAGAAAGCUCUGAACCGAUUCUGAUCCUGCUCAGAAUGGGAUCAAGUCUUAGGAGCAGCUUGGCAAGGUUAUGCUGUGUAAAUCCAGGUGUUAAAAGCAGUAUUUCAUGAAUCUAAAGAAAGGGUGUGUUCAGUGACUGCUUCGUACUAUGUUCCUCUUGGUAGUUCAGAAUAAAAUUGAACUGUGAGAAAGUUAAAAUACGAGUUAUUUAUUUUGUUUUAAAUGGAAAACUGGUUUAAACAUAAAAGUGCAUCAGAAAUGGACAGCUAUGUUUUCUUAACUUUUUUUGUUUCAUUGUGAAAUAUAGCCCAAGCACAGAGAGUGAAUGUAUGUCCAGACUACCCGGUUGAGGGGGCUGAGAAUAUACAGUAUGAACAGACUUCAAAAGCUCCUUUUCAUUGCUUUUUCUGAAUAACUUCAUGAUCAUAAUUAAAGCACAAAUUAAGGUCAAUUGUACUUUUCUAAUGAUUUCCAAUUUUGGGAUAAAACCUUUUAAUUUUUAACUGUAUUUCAUGUGUGUCAUUAAGGAGUAAAAUGAUGCUAUUUUUAUGGGGUUUUUUUUAUUUUAGCCUCAUCAGUGUAACAGAAAACUUAAGCUUUGCCUUAAUGAUUUGCAUGUGUAUUGUUCUACUUAAAAGACUGCCUUGAGAUAGAACGUCUAUGGCUUUUCCAUUUUCAUUGUCUGAGUUUGUAAUAUGGAUAAUUACUUUAUGUAAUUGCUUUUGAAAAGGGAUGAAUAAAAGAGCAGUAAUUAACUGGCCACAUCCAAAAUGGUAAAGAAUCUGAAUGUUAGUUCAGUGAAAAAUAAACAGAGGCUCUGUAAAGGCA